AUGCUCAAAGCCUCCAUUGAAGUGAAUAGUUCAGGCAGUCCGGGAAUCAAUGGAAUCUCAGGAUUCAGCGGGUCCAGUGGCCAUUCUGGAUCUAGUGGUUCAAGUGGUUCUCAUGGUGGAUAUGGAGGUGGUCGUGGUGGAAAUGGUUCCAAUGGUCAUCGUGGUGGUAAUGGUACUCAUGGUACCAAUGGUUCACGUGGUACUCAUGGUGGACAUGCAAGUGAUAUCCGAGUAUUAAUUGAUGGAAUGGAUCAUCAUUCAGUAGUCAUUAGUGGAACUGUGAAUGAAACAUUAUGUAUUCCAGAUGGAUCUGUGAAAGCAAUGAGAUUUUAUGCAAAUGGUGGAAAUGGUGGACAUGGAGGUGAUGGUGGAAGAGGUGGAGAUGGUGGUUCAGGAGGUUGGGGUGGUAGUGGUGGUUCAGGAGGAAGUGGUCGUUCAGGAAGUAGUGGACAAGAUGGAGGAGAUGGUGGAGAUGGUGGAGAUGGAGGAGAUGGUGGAGAUGGUGGAGAUGGAGCAGAUGCUGGAGAUGGAGGAAAUGGUGGUCAUAUUAUUAUUGAAACUCAUAAUCCAGCUCUAUUGAAAUUUGUUCAUGCUGAAUGCUAUGCUGGAAGAGCUGGAAGUGGUGGUUCAGCUGGAAGUGGUGGAUGUGGUGGUUCUGGAGGAAGUGGUGGAAGUGGUGGUUCAGGUGGAAGUGGUGGUAAUGCUGGAUCUAAAUUAGAACAUCAAUCUCAUUCACCUCAUAGUGGUAAAUCAGGAAAAUGUGGACAUUCAGGACAUCGAGGUAAUAGUGGUAAUUGUGGACGUGAUGGUCGAAGAGGUAUGGAUGGUCGAUCAGGACAACCAGGUUCACUUCUCUUUCGAGUAUUAGAUCCAAUCACCAACAUGAUCAUUGAUCAAGGUUCUUCUCUCUUUGAUUUGGCUGUCACUUCCUUUCAAUUAUUUGCUGUUGAAGAUGAUGGUAUUUUUGAACCAGGUGAAAGUGUCUUUAUUUCCAAUGUGACUGUUACUAAUACAGGUGGAAUGAUUUUACCACCUGGUACAAUGAUACAAUUUCCAACUCUGAACAAUUCUUCAAAACAUCCCUUUUUCUCUUCAAAUAUGAUCUAUGCCAUUCCACAACCCAUUCUACCAGGUGGAAUCUUUCAAAUACCUUUUCAAUUUUAUGGAACUAUUGGAGAUGUAGCACCACCCAAUGUCAAUGGACCAUUCAGUGCAGUGAUGGCCAUUCAAUCAAGUGCUUCACUUUUAACUUCACCUUUUGAUCAAGGAUUUCUUUUAAAUAAUUACAACGUGACCUAUCCAAUCAAAAUUGCACCUCUUACUCAACCUUCUCAAUUAGGAAGAUGUGAAAAGGGUACAGUGACUGUUCAUUUUCAUAACAUUUCAACCAUCAUUUAUGGAAGUCAAUCCAUGAAUUCAGAAAGACAACAUUUGAGUUUUGUAAUUUCAUUUGAUCCAAGAUUUACUGUUCAUAAUGAACCUAAUUUGAAUGGAGUGAAUGCCAUUGAAGAAGAUAUUCCAUUGAUUCAUCCUAGUAUGACCUAUUCGAGAAGUUUCCAAAUUGAGUUAAAUGAUUUGGCACAAUUCUUUGAAACAGUUCCAUUUAAAGUGAGUUUGAAAUUGAGAGGAAAGAUUAUUGAAAAUAUGGAAAGUUCAAUUCGAUUGACUCCAAAUUAUUAUCCAACCAGUCCAACACAAAAUCAUUAUGAUGUCUUGUUAUUUACAGACAAACAAAUUGUAAGACAAGAAUUCUUGUCAUAUAUGAAAAUUUUAGAAGGAUUAGGUCUCAGUGUGAACAUUUGGGAUUGUGAACGAUAUGGUGGACUUUCAUUUAUUAAAAAUCCACCACCCAUGAUGCCAUUGGCCAUUGAUCCAGCUCUCACUGUUCCUGUGAUUGGUUCAAUGAAUCCCAAUAUGAAUGCACCUUCCAUGAUGAUGACUACCACUCAUACUGGUGGUGAUGUUACUAUGAAUACGAUCACUAGCACUAAUAUCAGCACUCAUAUUACCACCACCCAUCCAAAUUCAAUCCAAAGACAUGCUAUUUCAUGGAUUCAUGGAGGAUAUGAAGGUAAAAUUCUCAUCUAUCCCAUGUUAAAUCAAGGUGAUGAAAAUAAUCUUCUCUCUGAAGACUUGUUUCAAAUAUUGAGAGGAGUGUCAUGGAAUAGUUCCAUUGAUUCAAAUCCCAAUGCAAAUAGCACUGCACUUCCUCCUUCUACAUUGGGUGCAUUUAUAUUCAUUGGAAAUGUCGAUGGAAGUAAAUUUAGAAGUCGACUUUUCAAACCAGUUCCAUCCAAACCAAUUCCAGAACAAGAAUUAAGAGAAGUAUUUCUCAUAAGUACACCCAAUGAGAGAGAUUUAGAAAGAAAAUGUAAUGAAUAUUUUGAAAAGGUACUUCAUAAGGUGACACCUUCAAGACAUUAUUCAUCAUGUGCUUUGAAAUUUAAUCCUAAAAAGAGUGGAGUAUUUUCAAAGACUAGUCUUGGAAGUGCAAAAUAUAAGGAAUUGCCAGUGACAGCCACAGAUUGUUGUUUUUCAUUGAAUACUUCUUCUGGAAAUUCACAAAAUUUCAUGGUUGCUGAUUCUCAAAACAAUUUAGCAACAAAUCAAUUUUUAGUGAGUUCUAAUUUUGGAAGAUUAUUGAAUACUGUCAUAUUUUCUCUUCCACUUGAAAGGAGAUUACUUUUAUUGAAGAAACCAACGGAAUGGCUCUCACAAGUGAAGCUUGUUGAAGAGAAUGGAGAAGUAUCCAAUUAUGUAAAAGCAAUUUUAUGGUCUCUCUAUUAUAAUAUUUAUGAAGAAAUUUUAUUUAGAGAUGAAAUUGGAAGAUUUACCUCAAUCAUUAAGAAUGAUUUUGAAAAUCAUGUGGCUGAAUAUCAAGCUCAUCCUGAACGUGUCAAAUUGAGUGAGAAUUUGUAUCUCAUGUUGGCAUCACUUCGUAAAAUGCUAAAAUGGAAGGGAAUGUUGUUAUCCAAGACGAAGGAGAACAAACGAAAUUUUGAACAAUUUGCAGAUGCAAUGGAAAAGAUUAUAUUCACCAAACUCAUUACGGAUACCACUCAUGUGGAGAAUCUCAAAAAGGAAACCAAACAAAAAUUGAAAGUAUUGCCAGAAACAUAUUUUUCAUUCCAUAUGAAAUUCAUGCAACGAUUGCUAAUGUCUCAUUACCAGAAUGAAUUAGAAAAGGAUUUGUCGAGUGGAUUAUUUGGAAGUGUUGCAAAGAAUUUCCAUUCUGUAUCCGAUGGUAAUUCGAACUUUUUGGAUUAUUGGUAA
Naegleria fowleri is the source of this 3273-nucleotide messenger RNA. RefSeq lists its product as uncharacterized. The coding region runs from base 1 to 3273 and encodes 1090 amino acids. The transcript has 13 exons. The record is from RefSeq and is a predicted model, not a curated record. Lineage: Eukaryota; Heterolobosea; Eutetramitea; Acrasida; Naegleriidae.